AUGAAUGAUGCAAAGGCGAUACCGUAUAACGACAACCCCGAUCUUCCCUUGUACAUGAUUGAUCAGGUUCCAGAACACCUACGCGAAAAUUCUUACAUUUUCUCAGGGUAUCGCAUGGGCUACACGACGAGCAAAUGUUUUCGCAGUAUACUGGCUCUCCACAACGAAACUUUUAACAUAUGGACUCACCUCGUUGGAGCUGCAGCGUUCAUUCUCGCAAUCUUUAUUUUCUUUGCGGUUGUUUUGAUUCCCUCAGUACACGGGUACGAACCUGCUGCAGAACCUGAUCCGGCUGCUGCUGCUAAUUCACAGUGGUUGACGCUCUUCAUCUUCGGUGCAUAUUCCUUCGGCUGUUUGAUGUGCAUGUUGUGCAGCACACUGUUUCACACACUAAUACCUCACCGAAAUAUGACUCUGUACGGCUGGGCGCAUGCAUUGGACUACUUUGGCAUCACAUUCCUUGUUGUCGGCUCUUUUCUCCCCUUUUGCUAUUUUUGUUUCGGGUGCGAACCGUUGUGGCGUUGGAUUUAUCUUAUUAUGAUAUCCUUCUUUGGCGUCAUCGGCCUUCUAGGGCCCUUCUUUAGACAAUGGACGCAGCAGCAAUACGCCAAGUCCAAAGUUCUUUUCUACGUCUUGAUGGUAGGGAGUGGGCUUUUCCCUAUUAUUCAUAUGUACGUGCUGCUCCCUGGUAACACCGCGUCAUCAUUUGUGCAGGGGCUGAUGUUGAUGAUGACACUGUAUGGUGUGGGAGUUGUUGUGUAUGCAUUUAAGAUACCUGAGUUUUUUUUUCCAGGUUGCUUCGAUUUAUAUCUUUCCAGCCACCAAAUUUGGCACGUUUUUGUUUUGGCGGCGGCAUUUGUGCACUUUUUCAACAGCGCCUCCAUGUAUGUGAACUUCAAACGGAUGCCAUUGCAUUGCUGA
Molecule: messenger RNA, 921 nt
Organism: Trypanosoma grayi
Lineage: Eukaryota; Euglenozoa; Kinetoplastea; Trypanosomatida; Trypanosomatidae
Product: adiponectin receptor protein 1
Exons: 1
Coding region: 1-921 (306 amino acids)
Cellular component (GO): membrane
Molecular function (GO): signaling receptor activity
Source: RefSeq, a predicted model, not a curated record